AUGGUGGUUGUCGAACUGGAUUAUGCAUUCUUCCACUGGGUCCCUUGGGCGAAGAACUACCUUACGAUGUUCGUCCAGACGGUGCUCAGCGGAGACCCGAUGUACAUUGCUGGCGCCUUCGUUGGAAUCGCCAUUACAUUGAUUGCCGUUCUCUCCGGCGGGGACUACGUGCUGGACAUCUUCUUUCCCCACGAGCCUCUCGAGACGCACGAAACGAAGCCGGUGCCGCGCCAGCAGCCCGCCGUGGCCACUAGCACGACGCCGAAGCCCUUGUUGACUAUCACUGCGACCACCCCGACGUUCGCCGCGCCCCCUCAGCCAUCCCCACAGCCCACCAGGGCCCAAACGAGUGCGCCUCAUCCGCCAACCCCACAGCCCGCCAAGGCCCCAACCGGCCCACCUCCGCCAACCCCCAAGCCCAGCACGGCUCAACUGAGCGCGCCUCCGCGGCCCACCCCACAACCCGCCAGGGCCCCAACGAGCCCGCCUCCGCGCGUCGAAGCCAAACCCUUAACAACUGCGUGGCACAUCAACCUCUGGCAAACCCCUCAUGAAAACGGGACGACGACUCUCCAGGUGGUCGUCUUCCUCGACAAGGCCCUCGCCCCCAACGACGAAUGUAUCGAUAUGUUGAUCGACAAGACGACGCAGUACUACACGAACGCGCUGAAGUCGCAGGGCUUGGCCGUGCCGAAAAUGAAAGGUUACCGCAUGUACGAUCGGGACGCGAAGAAGCUGAAGGUCGACUUGGGAACCGUCGAGAGCACCACCAUCCCCAUUGUCGGCUUUGUGCGCGCCACGGUGCCCGAUCGACUGGUCCAGGUGUCGAUGGUGCUGUUGAGGGAUGUUCUCGCCAACCCGAAUAAGUACGACGACGGCCAGCCCCCGGAGACGGUCGUCAAGCGCGGCGGCAAGGGGUACGAGCGGUGGCUGCACGGGAGCACGUGUCUCACCUUCGACAUCGACCUCAGCGGCACGCGCAUCAAUGUCGCUACGACCAAGGCCGCCCUCAAUGAGUUGGCCGACGACUGGUGCAAGACGCUGGCCCGUCGCGGCAUCGAGGUGAUCGACCUGCAGGUGCACAGCGUCUACAAGUACAGCGUGCUCAACGCCCUCAAGCGCUGGAGCCGCCCGGGCAAGAAGAUGGCCGGCGGCCGCGUGCUGCUCGUCGUCCCCAGCGAGGACGCGAACAAGGCGCAGAACGUCGUCCAGGCGUCGAUGAACGCCGCCUUCGGGCGAUGGGGCGGCGAGAUGAGCAUGACCAUCGACACGGAGCAGAAAUCGGUGCCCGACUUGAAGACGUGCGACUGUGGCGGGCAUAAAGAUGACGAUCUCGACGACGCCGAGAAGGAGCUGGCGUCGGUGUUCGGCGUGUGCGCCAACCUGAACGAGAAGAUGCUGAACGGCGUGCCCGGCUACUGGGAGCGCACGCUCAACAUCUGCCUUCGCGACUGGAAGAAGGCCGUCAAGGGGAAACUCGUCACCCCGCACGCCCUCGAGAGCCGCGUGCGCAACUGCGCGAAGCAGGUGAUCAACGACAGCGUGAAGGAGAUGAACGAGCGGCUGUUCGACCGGCCGACGACCACGCCGAGGAUGCUGGCCUCGCUGGAGGACCGCUGGCUCCGCACCCUGGUGGCCAUGAAGGCCGGCCAGUACGGCACCCCGGUGUGCUACUGGGUGACCAGCGGGAUGAGCCCGUUGUUCGCGCUGGCGAGCGAGGAGCGCAAGCCCGUCCUCGACCCCAAGAAGGUCACCCUGGCCAUGGCCACGGAAAAGGUUCGCCAAAUCACGGACCGCGUGGCCGACGAGGCGCUGCGUGUCCUGAAGCAGGCGACGAUGCUGAAGAUCGAGGCGCUGGAGAAGAAGUGCGUGGAUGUGCUGAAGGUGAACGUCGCCUUCCCGAAGAUCCCCGGCCAUCCCACCUUCAACGGCACCUAUGGCGAGUGGCUGUACCUGACCGUGUCGGUGUCGUUCGACAAGACGGGCAUGACCGACGGGGACGUGACGGCUAUCUUCAAGAUUCUGAAGGGAAAGUGGAAGACCGGGUUGGAAGACAGGGGCAAUAAUGAGGGUGUCGAGUCGAUCGUCAUCCACAAGUUCCGCGACGGCACGCCGGCCAUGGACAAGAAGCUCAGGGGACUGCUCGUCUUCAAGGUGCCGCCGGAGCUGCCGGAGGUCGGCAGCCAGCACACCUACAAGAGGAUCGUGGACGUUCGCUGCGACGCGAGCCACGUCGUGCUUGUCCCCUCCUGGCGGCCGAUCCCGAAGAAACCCUCGCUCAAGCGGGUCUCGGUGGAUGAGGCGCCUGACUUCUACCGCCAGGUGGAAAACGGACAGUUGACGAACGAGUGGUUGAAGAAGGACAUGCCCUCCUUGUGGAAAUCUGAGUCUGCUCCCACCCAGGACCCCGCCGCAGGCUGGGGAGGACCAUGGUUU
Mesorhabditis spiculigera is the source of this 2436-nucleotide messenger RNA. The record is from the annotation of a GenBank genome assembly. NCBI's taxonomy places the organism in Eukaryota, Metazoa, Nematoda, Chromadorea, Rhabditida, Rhabditidae.